CUCGCGUCUUGUCUGCAGGAAAUCAAACGAAGAAGGACACCAGAAAUAAGUCAGAAAGUAGGAUCCGACCUAUCGAUAAAGAACCGACCCAACGCAAGAAUACAAGCUCGUUUUUCACUAUUAUUGUCGUGUAGUUUCUAUAGUUAUUACAUUCACGCAUCGUUCAUUCAGCCUAGACUUAACGCCGCCGCUUUAUUACAAUAUCUUAUCAGCGCACCUUCAAGCUAGCCUAGCUGCUAACAGGGGAACGCGGAAGCUAGCAACGCAUGCUAAGUUUUUUUGUCGUUUAAAAAUGUGUAAAGUCCAAAUGCUGAGAGCGUUGGUGACUGAGCGACUAACGGUUGCCGUUGAAGAAAUAUUUGUAGUUUUGGAAAGAACGAUAGCGGAGUACGAGGAUGAACUUUCUCGAACGAGAGCAGACAACGUGCGACAAUGUCAACUACCGGACGCUGUUUUCGAGCAUCAACUGGAGUCACGCAAAGAUGUCGGUGAGGAAGAUCUUCCCCCUGAGCAGCAGGAGUGGAACUCCAGGAUGGGGCAGGUGGAGCCCUGCCCCGCCCAUUUUAAGGAGAAGCAAGCGUGGACUCAGGAGGACGCUGACAUCAGCAAAAUUCCAGGGAUUCGUGUGAUUGUGAAGAGUGAAGACGACGAUUACAAAGCUCAGUGGUCCCAGCACGAUCACAGUCAAAGUGAGGAGAAGAGAAGAUCAGAAGCGGACCGCCUCUUAGUUCCGUUAAUGGAUAUUGACCACACAUCACCACAGCUCCCUCACACUGAUGGUCAAGACUCCAAAGCUGAUAGGACGGGUGACGCUGGCAACAAACACUUAAAAUGCUCCCAAUGUGACAAAACUUUUAGUGACAGGAGGAAUUUUAAAGCACACACAAGAACACACACAGGAGAAAAACCUUUCAGUUGUUCAUUUUGCAGCAAAAGAUUCCCCCGCAAGGCACAUUUGUCAGCUCACACAAGGCUACACACCGGCGAAAAACCAUUCACCUGCUCAGUCUGCAACACGAAUUUCCGAGAUCGUUCAACGCUGAUCACACACACGAGAACACACACCGGAGAGAAGCCUUUUUUAUGUUCGGUCUGCUACACCAGUUUUAGUGUCAGUUCAACGCUGAUUCAGCACAUGAGAACACACUCCAGGGAGAAACUUUUCUCUUGCUCGGUUUGUGGUAAGGUUUUCUCAAGGAAGAGAAGUUUGACAACACACACAAGAACACACUCCGGAGAGAGACCUUUUUCCUGUUUGGCGUGUAACAUGACGUUCAGGGAUAGCACAGCACUGGGGAGGCACAUGAAAACACACACCGGUGAGAAACCUUUUACUUGCUUGGUCUGCGUACAAAGAUUCUCUCAAAAGGCACAUUUAAUUUCACACAUGAGGACGCACACUGGAGAAAAACCUUUUUGUUGCUCGGUUUGUGGUCAACCAUUCUCCCAGAAAGGACAUUUGUUAAAACACACGAGGACACACACUGGUGAGAAACCAUUCAGUUGCAACGUGUGUGGUGAAAGAUUCACUUACAAAUACCAACUUAACAAACAUGACUGUCUUGGUGAGAGCAGCAGUAAAGCACUUUUCACUGUGUGUUCCUUGUUAAUUACACAUUUGUUGCAUCACAUGCUAAUUGUUGUUGUGAAAAUGUGCAAAGUCCAAAUGCUGCGAGCGUUGGUCAAUGAGCGGAUGACUGCAGUCGUGGAAGAAAUAUUCGUAGUGUUGGAAAGAACGAUAGCGGAGUACGAGGAGGAACUUUGUCGAACGAAAGAGGAGAACGAGCGACAACGUCAACUACUGGACGCUGUUUUCAAACCUCAACAUGAGUCACACAUGACAGAUGUCAGUGAGAAAGAUCUUCCCCCUGAGCAGCGACCAUGGAGCCAGGUGGAGUCACAGCCCCCCCACAUUAAAGAGGAAGAGCAAUUGUGGCUUCAGAAGGAUGCCGACGUCAGCAAGUUUCCGGUGACUUGUGUGAUUGUGAAGAGUGAAGAUGAUGAGGACGGAGCUCAGUGGCCACAGCUUGAUUGCAGUCAAAGACGAUUAGAAGCGGCACGCUUCUUAGCGCCGCUGUCUGAUAAUGAGAAGAUGCCACACUCUCCUGACAGCGACGACGGCGACUUCAGAGGUGACAUUAACAAACACUUUAAAUGUUCUCAAUGUGGCGAAACGUUCGACAGGAAGACGACUUUGAAGAGACACAUGAUGAUCCACACGGGAGGAAAAACAAUCAGGUGCUCAGUUUGCGGUAAGACUUUUAUCCGACAGGCACAUUUGAUUUCGCACAUGAGAACACACACGGGCGAGAAGCCAUUCGCGUGCUCGGUUUGCGGCGAAAGAUUCUCGCUGAAAGGCAACCUGAUCAGACACAAUCGAACGCACACGGGAGAAAAGCCCUUCUCGUGUUCGGUCUGCAACACGCGCUUCAGCGUCCGUCCCGCUCUCAUCCAACACAUGAGAACGCACACCGGCGAGAAACCGUUCCAGUGCUCGUUUUGCGGCGAGAGGUUCUCUCAGAGGGGACAUUUGAUUGGACACACGCGGACGCACACGGGGGAAAAACCCUUUUCCUGCUUGGUCUGCGGUAAAAGGUUCUCAAUAAAAGGGACUUUGAAAGUCCACACGAGAACGCACACCGGCGAGAAACCAUUCAGUUGCAAUGUGUGCGAGAAAAAGUUCUCUUAUAAGCACCAGCUUAACAAACACAAUUGUGCUGGCGAGAGCAGCAGCAGUCAAACACGUUUCCCUGCCUAAAUAUGACUUUUAUUGGAGCAUAAACAUCAGAUAUUUGUGCUUGUAUUUCAUGCCUUUAUGUACAGUAUAUCGUUAAUCCAAAUGUGUAUAAGUCACUUUGUCAUCCAAAUAAUCUAUCUUUCUUCUUGUAGACAAGUUUACAUGUGACCCUAAAUAAAAGAUGAGUGAGACCCUAAUUAGGAGUUAGAGCGUUUGGAAUAUCCAUGACUUUGAGAAGUAUGUUCAUCCAGGAAGGAGUGCUCAUCUGUGGUUUCACCCUUGGGUGGGAUGUUGGGACAGAUUGUCCUGCGUCCAUUGCAUUUUCAGUGUGUGACCCCAAAACGGAAGCGAGUUAGAACACAUGGCGCAUCCCAUUUGGACGUUUGGGGUGUUGCAGUUAUAAUGUCAUAGUUUUUUGCACUAUUUCAAUAUUUUUAAAAAGUAAUGAUGAAGACAAUCACAUUUCUUAAAUCUUAUAUUAAUUUGAAACCUCUAAAGAGGGGGUCGGCAACCCGCGGCUCUAGAGCCGCAUGCGUCUCUUUAGCGCCGCCCUAGUGGCUCCCUGGAGCUUUUUAAAAA
Nerophis lumbriciformis (worm pipefish) is the source of this 3316-nucleotide messenger RNA. The record is from RefSeq and is a predicted model, not a curated record. NCBI's taxonomy places the organism in Eukaryota, Metazoa, Chordata, Actinopteri, Syngnathiformes, Syngnathidae.